UGGGCGGUCGUCUUUGUUAUCUGGAGGCAUGUUAUCUAUCUGGAUAACAAACACACUUGUUAAAGUGUAUAUUUAGAUCGAUCACAUUCAGGACGCUGUAAGUGUCAACAAUCGAACUUGGUUUCAAUUCAAAAUUGAAAGGCGCAAUGGAACAAUUACAUCUCUGUUACAGCCUUUUCGUCCUCCUUUGGUUCAUGGCACCUGCAAGCAGUCGAUUGUUCUUGACUCCUUACAUCUACUCAGGGGCUUUCCAAGCUGCAAGGCAACAAAGUCUCGUCCUAGAUGAAGAUGGAAUCAUUCCCAGAAGCCACUCCGGCUUCAUUACUGUAGACAUGAGACUAGGAAACCAUCUGUUCUUCUGGUACUUUCCAGCGUUAGAUUCACGCGCACCGCUUCUGGUUUGGUUGAAUGGAGGUCCUACUGUGUCCUCUAUGAUUGGACUAUUUUACGAGAAUGGGCCCAUGAGGACUUACUGGAGACAGAACGGGGAAGUGGAUUAUAUCGCGUGGAACAGCUCCUGGACUAACUCCUUCUCAAUGCUUUAUAUUGAUAACCCAGUUGGUACUGGAUUUAGUUACACUGAGAGUGAGAAAAAAGGAUAUAGAACAACUCAGGAAGGCUACGCUAAAGAUCUUUAUCAAUUUCUAGAGCAAUUCUACAAGAUAUUCCCUGAAUGUUUAAAAGUAGACCUCUAUAUAGGAGGCCAGUCGUAUGCCGGGAAAUAUGUUUCUUCUUUUGGGUACCACUUGCACCGUGAAAUCAAACAUGGAAACUCUACUUUACCUUUCAAAGGGAUCUACAUAGGCGGUCCCUAUUUCGAUCCCAGAGCCCAAUCUGAAUACACUGCUGAUUAUUUCUACACACUGGGAUCGCUCUCUCACAAACAGAAGUUGGACUUCAAAAAAAAUAUCCAAAAGUUCUGGAAAAAGUACGAGUCAGACUUAAGAGACACUAAAACCUUUCACGAAAUUUUCCACAUUUUUUUUCCUGAGCUCAGCACGGAUAAUUACGAAACGCUGAAGCGCGCCACUUAUGAAGCUAUCGAAGUGUUGAUGAAUUCAACCAGGAUGAAAACAUUGGUUCACGCCAAAGGUGCAACAUUUUCGUCCAUGAAUAGCAGUAUGCAGUUGAAGUUUUCGGAUGACUUUUUGGUGAGUGCUAAGCAUAAGCUGGGAGUGCUCAUGGACAACUACAAGGUAAUGGUCUUCAACGGAGACCUGGACGCCUUGACCUCCACGGUGAUGGUGGAUGCUGGUCUGAUGGUCACGCCGUGGUCACUGCAAGGGGCAUAUAACUCGUCCACGCGUCAACCCUGGAUUAUGGGUGGUACGCUGGUGGGAUAUUAUUCCAUGACCGGAAAUUUCUGCCGCGUGAUUCUUCGUCAGUGCGGGCAUCACGUGCCGCACGACCAGCCGGAAGUGAGCCUCAUUAUGAUGCAGCAGUUUGUUGAAUUAGGAUGUGCUAAGUCUAAUUUCGAAAUUGACAAUGAAUUUGAUUACCAAUGAAAAAGAUGUUUGCUGAGAAAGAUGCUUCCUGCGAUAGUAGUUCAAUGAUGUUAAUGGACCUCAUUCACCGAUCGUAAACAAGCAACAUUUAGUCACGUGAUAAUAUUGAUAAAACAAUGAGGAAAAAAACGUAUCACGUGACAGCCUGUGUGUAUUAAGUAAUUUGUAUUGAAGAGAUAGAGAAUCACGUGGCUAAAUGUUGUUUGUUUACGAUUGGUCAAUGAGGUCCAUUACGUAGUGGUGUUUUAGCUUUAUAAUGCUGUUAGCUGUUAAAUGAUAUAAGUUUUUACUAAUCCUAUAUCUGCCUCACGUAUCUGUUGAACUGUCAGUCUCCUUCUGCGCCACUGACCAGGAGAGAAUGCAUACUAGCGGCUUUCCUAUGGAUAUUGUGUAUUAAGUAUAUGUCAAAUUAAGUUUAACUAAGAUAAAUGUAAUUGUUGGUAAGUUUAAAGUAUUCCUUCUUUCAUUGACCAAAACUGAUAAAAUGAUAUAUGGAGAGGGAAAUUGAAAGUACAAAUAGCCUUCCAACAUGUUUUGUAAUAUAUAUAUAUAUAUAUAUAUAUAUAUAUAUAUAUAUAUAUAUAUAUAUAUAUAUAUAUAUAUAUAUUAGAAAUUAUCAGUCAGUUUGUUUGUAUUGCAAUAAUAAUAUAUAGCUUAAAAUGUUUGUUUUGUAAAAUAUUUUACAUGUUUCGGAUGUUCCUUCAGAGUUGAAGGUAAUUACUUUCUAGUCCAAACCUCCCGCAGGACGACGGGGGAUGGGAGCGGGCAGUGUUUGAACCCUGGACCAUCGAUAAAUCUGAAACGACAGUCCAGGGCGCAAACCGCACGACCAGGCAGCUUAGGCUAUGACUUAUGUAUCUAUCUGUCCAAUGUACAUAUAUAUGGAAAGUGUACACAAUAGUUAAUCCUCAUUUCUUCAAUUUAUUGGUUUAAAAAAAAAAGCACAAUUUAAAAAAAUGAUAUUAUAGUUUAAAUAGAAAAAUAAAAUAUAACUUCUUUUAUACAGUUUUGAUAAUAUAGAAUGAUACAUUUCUUUUAUACAUGUUAUUCUAUUUUGUUUACAAAAAGUCUAUAGAGUUCUCUGUCAUUGUACUACGAAAAUAAUAUACAAACAAAUGUAUAUAUCAAAUAAUGAACAAUGGCAACUGUCUUAAUGUAUUUAUGAAAAUGCCAUUAAAAAGAAACGAAAUCAAACAAAUUAAAGAAACAUUUUCUACUUCUUGUCCUACUAAAUAUAAGAACAUCGUUAUUCCUCUUAUACGCUAAGACUAUAUUUUCUUUAACUCUAUACCUCCGUAAUUAUUUUCCAUGUUCAGAACGAAGUAUUCAUUUUUCUUAUUUGUAUUUCACUAGCCUGUUAGGGUUAAACUUCAAUAAUGGUUCUCUUUUUAAUCUGAAAAUGUUAUAAUUGGAAUAGAUGAUUGCAUGCCCUUUUUAUAUAAAACGAAUUAAAGUUUACAAACCCAAAAAUUAUAUUAAUUUAAUGGGGUCAAAUCAACGAUGGCAUCGUUGAUCCGGAGAGAAAGAGUGAACAGAUAAAACUACCAAAUCUGAUAGUCGUCGUGAAUAGCCGCACAUGUAGGCGCGAUUUCAUAACUAGUGAUUAGUCGUUUUAAUUUUGAAAAAGUUGUUCUCAGCUGAUCAGUACCUAUCUUAUCUUAUCUUAUAUAAUACAGACGUUACUUCAAAAAAAGAAGGUACAGGUAUUGUUAUCAAAAUUAAAGCGACUGUAAAUAUUUUGGUAAAUUUCUUUAAAGUUAUUUUUUUUAACAUAUUGUAAAAACUGAUUAACACCGUGAAUGAAAUCAUUUAAGUUAGAUUGUUUAGAUUAGUUUGUCAUUUUAGCUGUCGUGUUUGUGUUUGUAAUGUUAUUACAGCGCCUUGAGCCUACAGUUUGUUUGUUAACAGCGCUUUAUAAAUAAAAUUAUUAUUAUUAUUA
Molecule: messenger RNA, 3444 nt
Organism: Biomphalaria glabrata
Lineage: Eukaryota; Metazoa; Mollusca; Gastropoda; Planorbidae
Product: probable serine carboxypeptidase CPVL
Exons: 2
Coding region: 147-1505 (452 amino acids)
Biological process (GO): proteolysis
Molecular function (GO): serine-type carboxypeptidase activity
Source: RefSeq, a predicted model, not a curated record